Molecule: messenger RNA, 1471 nt
Organism: Elephantulus edwardii (Cape elephant shrew)
Lineage: Eukaryota; Metazoa; Chordata; Mammalia; Macroscelidea; Macroscelididae
Gene: POLD3
Product: polymerase (DNA-directed), delta 3, accessory subunit
Exons: 12
Coding region: 68-1471 (467 amino acids)
Biological process (GO): DNA replication; DNA strand elongation involved in DNA replication; DNA synthesis involved in UV-damage excision repair
Cellular component (GO): nucleus; delta DNA polymerase complex
Molecular function (GO): DNA-directed DNA polymerase activity
Source: RefSeq, a predicted model, not a curated record
CCGGCGGGAGCUGAGAGUGUGGCUGCGAGGGUGACUGGGAAGCGUCGGGGCCCAGGGCUGCAGCAGUAUGGCGGACCAGCUUUAUUUGGAAAAUAUAGACGAAUUUGUCAUGGAUCAAAACAAGAUCGUGACAUACAAAUGGUUGAGCUAUACAUUAGGAGUACAUGUUAACCAGGCCAAACAGUUGCUGUAUGAUUAUGUUGAAAGGAAGCGAAAGGAAAAUUCAGGAGCACAGUUGCAUGUCACCUAUUUAGUGUCUGGAAGUCUCAUUCAGAAUGGCUAUUCUUGCCACCAGGUUGCAGUAGUGAGGGAAGAUAAAUUGGAAGCGGUGAAGUCCAAGCUAACUGUGACUGCCAGCAUCCAUGUGUACAGCAUCCAGAAAGCCAUGCUAAAGGACAGUGGGCCUCUGUUCAAUACCGACUAUGACAUCCUUAAAAGCAACUUGCAGAACUGCAGCAAGUUUAGUGCCAUACAGUGUGCAGCUGCAGUCCUUAGAGCUCCUACUGAGGUCUCAUCUUCUGAAAAAGUUGAGCAGUCAGAUCUUCAUGUAUCAAGUGAGACACAAACCAAUAGUAAGUUGACCAGCAAUGGUCAUGGCCCACCUGCCUCCAAAGUGGUCUCCCAGCAGCCCAAAGGAAUUAUGGAAUUGUUGGCCGCCAAAGCUGCUUCUAAAAGUCAAGACACUAACAAGGACAGCAAACCAGAGGCUAAAGAGGUAACAGAUAAGUUUUUGACAGCAGCAGGCAGCAAGGCACUAGGGAAAGCAAAUGUGAUGAGCAAUUUUUUUGGAAAAGCUGCGAUGAAUAAACUUAAAGUCAAUUUGGAUUCAGAACAAGCAGUGAAAGAAGAAAAAAUAGUGGAGCAACCUCCAGUGUCUGUCACUGAACCAAAGUUGGCAGCUCCUACAGUCCUCAAGAAAUCCAGCAAAAAAGCAGAGCCUGUUAAGAUGCAACAGAAGGAAAAAAAAAGAGGGAAGCGAGUGGAGUUAUCUGAUGAUGAGACAAAAGAGUUUGAAAGCAUGAAGAAAAAGAGAAGAAGAAUCAAACUUCCCGAGUCUGAUAGCAGUGAAGAUGAAGUCAUACCAGACUCUCCUGGGGUUUAUGAAGCUGAGUCACCUCCUCCUCCUCCUCCUGCUUCUCCACCUCCUGAACCAGUGCCAAAGACUGAGCCAGACCCUCCUUCCACGAAGGGCUCAAAUGGAGAAAACAAAAGAAAACGAAAGCGUGUAUUAAAAUCUAAAACCUAUGUGGAUGAUGAAGGCUGCAUAGUUACUGAGAAAGUCUAUGAGAGUGAAUCCUGCACAGAUAGUGAAGAGGAGUUUAAGAUGAAGAUAUCUUCUGUGCACAGACCUCCUACCAUGACUAUGAAAAAAGAACCCAAAGAAGAACGAAAGGGCCCCAAGAAAGGGACUGCUGCUCUGGGCAAAGCCAACAGACAAGUGUCCAUUACUGGAUUCUUCCAGAAGAAAUAA